CCGCGGCCCCUUCCUCCCGCAGCUGGUGCUGUGGGGUGGCCGAGCCGCUCUUCACCGUCUCUAUGGCCCCGGAUCCCAGCGCAAAGAAAACAGACUUCAAAGAACCAAGACUAGCUCUGCUGUCAGAGGCAAGGUGACCCUGAUAGUAACCUGUAACCCCCUCAUGACACAACUCCCGCUCACCAUGGAGCUUGCAUUUGAUGUUGAAAGGCAUGUAAUCCCUCCUUCCCUCUGACUUCUUAGCUGUGAUUCCAUGGCCACACAACCCGGUGGCUCCAUGUCCCCCCCAUUCCAGGAUCCUCCCUGGCCCCAUGACUCCUUGACCCCCGUGGUCUCAUGACCCCUGACCUUCCACGUGACCUUCUUGGACUUUGACCCCUUGUGACUGUUCUUCCCCAUCCCCACCUGUGACUGUCCCUGGUUGCCCGUGGGGGUCUUGUUGGUCUGGACCUUCCCAGGAAGAUGUGGGGGAGGCUCUGGCCGCUCCUCUUCAGCUUCCUCACAGCAGUGGCAGUCCCUGGACCUUCCCUGCGGAGACCAUCCCGAGAGCUAGAUGCUACCCCACGGACGACCAUCUCCUAUGAAGAACUCUCUGGGAUGCGGCACUUCAAGGGCCAAGCCCAGAACUACUCAACACUGCUUCUGGAGGAGGCGUCAGCAAGGCUGAUGGUGGGAGCUCGAGGCGCCCUGUUCUCUCUCAGUGCCCAUGACAUAGGAGAUGGGGCUCACAAAGAGAUCCACUGGGAGGCCUCCCCAGAGAUGCAAAGAAAAUGCCAUCAAAAAGGGAAGAACAACCAGACCGAGUGCUUCAAUCAUGUGCGGUUUCUACAGCGGCUUAAUGCUACCCACCUCUAUGCAUGUGGGACUCAUGCCUUCCAGCCCCUCUGUGCAGCCAUUAAUGCUGAGGCCUUCACCUUGCCAACCAGCUUUGAAGAAGGGAAGGAAAAGUGUCCUUAUGACCCAGCCCGUGGCUUCACAGGCCUCAUCAUUGAUGGAGGCCUCUACACUGCCACGCGGUAUGAAUUCCGGAGCAUUCCUGACAUCCGCCGGAGCCGCCACCCACAUUCUCUGAGGACGGAGGAGGCACCCAUGCACUGGCUCAAUGAUGCUGAGUUUGUGUUCUCUGUGCUGGUGAGGGAGAGCAAGGCCAGUGCGGUGGGUGAUGAUGACAAGAUUUACUACUUCUUCAUGGAGCGUGAGGAAGGCUCCAGCAGCUUCACUCAGAGCCGCAGCAACCACCGUGUGGCCCGCGUGGCCCGUGUGUGCAAGGGAGAUCUGGGAGGGAAGAAGAUCCUGCAGAAGAAGUGGACAUCCUUCCUCAAGGCCCGUCUCAUCUGCCACAUUCCCCAGUAUGAGACACUGCGUGGGGUCUGCAGCAUGGACACCGACCCCUCGGCCCACACACACUUCUAUGCAGCCUUCACACUGACCACCCAGUGGAAGACCCUGGAGGCCUCAGCCAUCUGCCGCUAUGACCUCACUGAGGUACAGGCUGUCUUCGCAGGUCCCUACAUGGAGUACCAGGAUGGUGCCCGGCGCUGGGGCCGCUAUGAGGGUGCGGUGCCUGAGCCCCGGCCUGGCUCAUGCAUCACAGAUUCAUUGCGCAGUCGAGGCUACAACUCAUCCCAAGACUUGCCGUCCCACAUCCUGGACUUUGUGAAGUUGCACCCACUGAUGGCUCGGCCCGUGGUGCCUACACGUGGACGGCCCCUGCUGCUCAAGCGCAAUGUGCGCUACACGCACCUCACAGGCACACCUGUCACCACACCUGCGGGACCUACCUAUGACCUGCUCUUUCUGGGCACAGCUGAUGGCUGGAUCCACAAGGCCAUAGUCCUGGGCUCUGGGAUGCAUAUUAUUGAAGAGACACAAGUAUUCAGGGAGCCCCAGCCUGUGGAGAAUCUAAUCAUCUCUCCCAUGCAGCACAGCCUCUACAUUGGGGCUUCCAGUGGAGUGAUUCAGCUACCACUAUCCAGCUGCUUCCGCUACCGCUCCUGCUAUGACUGCAUCCUGGCCCGGGACCCCUACUGCGGUUGGGACCCCAACACCCAUGGCUGCAUGGUGGCCACCACCAUAGGCAACAGGACAGCACUGAUACAAGACAUAGAGAGAGGAAAUCGAGGCUGUGAGGGCAGUAGGGAUACAGGGCCACCAGCACCACCACUGAAGACGCGUUCUGUGCUCCGGGGUGAUGAUGUCCUCCUGCCCUGUGACCAGCCAUCCAACCUGGCACAGGCUUUGUGGCUACUCAAUGGGAGCAAGGGUCUGAGUGACGGGCAGGAUGGCUACCGAAUAGGCAUCGAUGGGCUGCUGGUGACAGACACACAGCCUGAACACAGUGGCAAAUAUGGCUGCUAUGCUGAAGAGAAUGGCCUCCGUAUCCUGCUGGCUUCUUACAGCCUCCUAGUCCGGCCAGCCACUCCUGCCCCAGCUCCACAGGCCCCUGCCACACAUGGGGCACAGCUGGCACCUGAUAUGAGGCUGCUCUAUGUGCUAGCCAUUGCUGCACUUGGUGGCCUCUGCCUCAUCCUAGCUUCCUCCCUUCUCUAUGUGGCUUGUCUGAAGGGAGGUAGACAAGGACGUCGACGAAAAUACUCACUGGGUCGGGCUGGCCGGACAGGUGGCUCGGCAGUGCAGCUGCAAACAGUGUCAGGCCAGUGUCCUGGAGAGGAAGAUGAUGGUGACGACGGGGAGGGGCCUGGGGGCCUGGAAAGUAGCUGCCUCCAGAUCAUCCCUGGGGAAGGUGCCCCAGCCCCACCCCCUCCACCACCACUCCCUCCGCCAGCUGAGCUGACCAAUGGACUUGUGGCACUGCCCAGCCGGCUUCGAAGGAUGAAUGGCAACAGCUAUGUGCUCCUGAGGCAGAGCAACAAUGGAGUUCCAGCAGGACCCUGCUCCUUCGCAGAAGAACUGAGCCGCAUCCUGGAGAAGAGGAAGCACACGCAGCUGGUAGAGCAGCUGGAUGAAAGCUCUGUCUGAGCCCAGCCUCCCUAACAAAUGCUCUCCCGAGCCAGCCUGUCUGCCUGGGUCAGACUGCUGCAUCCCCAACAGACACCCUCCUUCACAUACCCCCUUCCCUGCCUUUCUCCCCAUUUUUUGAUGUCUCUGUAGGCUGGCUAAGUCAUGGCCAGCCAAAGCCCCCUCCUCAGUCUCCAAGACCCACAUGUGAGCAGCCCAGGCCCACCGGUGCUCCUCAGAGGUAGGUGCUCCCUCAGGACCAGGUGCUUUGCAAAUCUAGACCUAGAUUCCAUCCCCUUAACCUAAAUGCUUGGGAGGAGAGGAGUCCAUCCUCUUGUCCCAUUUUCUGCCCAACCUUCCUCUUCCUCCCAGGUAGGGCUCUGCAGGUCCAGAUGGCCUCAAUGUCACCACCCUCUGCAUAGCCCUGUGUCCUGGAUAGUCCUGAAUCCAGACAAGACCUCUGCCAGCCACCUGAGCCCUGCGUACAUUCACAUGUGCACAUGGAAGAAUGUUUAUCAGUUGGGCUGCAGCAACCUUCCCUUUCUGCUGUAUUCUGUUUUCAUCCUUUCUGGAUUUGGGGUAACCCCCAAAUUGUCCAGUCCCUAUUUAGUACUCUCCCUCAGUCUCAGGCCCAUAGAUAACAUCUUUGGCAAGAGCUUGGGAACAGGCCAGCCUAGGAGGUAAGACUGCCACAUUCCCCUCUUCUUCCUUCCUGUGUAGCCUUUGUGAGUCAGCCUUCCACUUCCCUUGGUCACAUCGAAGACUGGCAUCCCUUCCGAAUGCAUAUGUGGAAUGCACCCACAUCACACACAUGCUUACAUUCCCACCCACGUGCAUCUUCUGAGCUUCCCCUAGUUGCCUCAGACCUGUGUUGUCAGGUUUGGUCCAUGAAUAUUUCAAAGGGAGAGUCUCUCCCAUCUAGCUAUCCUCAGACGUUCCUUAGGAUGGUGACCAACACUGCACUCAAUGAGCCAGCCUCCCUUCUGGGAAUCAAGUAUUUCUUCCCCUAGACCAGAGCAAGGGGAGACAAGAUCUGACAUCUCACCUGGCAAAUGAAGCCCGUUCUUGGAACUAUGCAAAGGGCAGAGGCUGGGAGUUUGGAUGUUUGGCUCCCACCCCUGUCCUACCUCACCGGGGCACUUUCAGGGUCCAGGGGCCUCCAAAGUCUCUAGGCUCCUAUGGGACAAUCAAUCCUGACUGAGCUCCCCCAUUUCCCUUGGGUGAGGACAGACUGUUAUUUUUGUAGCUGAGAACGUGGAAUCCCACGGGUUUUUACUGCCCUUUGCCCAAACCUCUCCCACCUCCACCCCACAAUGAAUGUAUUUAUUGUGAGAACGGCUACACUUCUUCAGGAAUGCCCACACUCAUCACUCAGGUGGGUGGAACAGGCAUGUAAAAGAGUGGGGAGCCUGGGCUCAGCUCCUCCCGAUGUUGGUUAAUAAAUGCCCUUUCCCUCCCCA
Molecule: messenger RNA, 4418 nt
Organism: Dipodomys spectabilis (banner-tailed kangaroo rat)
Lineage: Eukaryota; Metazoa; Chordata; Mammalia; Rodentia; Heteromyidae
Gene: Sema4g
Product: semaphorin 4G
Exons: 15
Coding region: 463-2979 (838 amino acids)
Biological process (GO): neural crest cell migration; negative regulation of axon extension involved in axon guidance; semaphorin-plexin signaling pathway
Molecular function (GO): semaphorin receptor binding; chemorepellent activity
Source: RefSeq, a predicted model, not a curated record